AUGCAUGAUGUCGGUAAGCCGGUGUUUCAUGCACAUUCGAAUACGUAUUUUGGAGCUUGGAUGCGUGAUGCUUAUCCACGCACUGGACAGGAUAUGAUGAAACGCUGGAUGACCAAGCACUUUCAAGGCGAUGCAGUUGAGGAGUAUUUGGAUGAGGGUGAUAUGCGACGGCAGCGUAUUUUCGUAACACAUCAUUUGCCGCAUCUGUACGAUGGCACAAAUUUGGUCUUUUUCAACGGUUCAUUGUAUUUCCAUCGAGCUGGCACACCAAAAAUUGGCAAAUAUGAGCUAUUUUCCAAACGAUACAAUGAAGUGCUGAUUGAUGAACAUGCUGCACACAAGGGAACUGAUGUGAGUUGA
Gongylonema pulchrum is the source of this 360-nucleotide messenger RNA. The record is from the annotation of a GenBank genome assembly. NCBI's taxonomy places the organism in Eukaryota, Metazoa, Nematoda, Chromadorea, Rhabditida, Gongylonematidae.